This is a messenger RNA of Triticum turgidum subsp. durum (durum wheat), 534 nucleotides long. Lineage: Eukaryota; Viridiplantae; Streptophyta; Magnoliopsida; Poales; Poaceae. The record is from the annotation of a GenBank genome assembly.
AUGAAGUUCAGAGUUGUUUGCAGGAAGUUGUAUGAUUAUGUGAGGUAUGAUCUUAAAGAGAUCGCCUUCCCAUCUUCUCUGCCAGACCCUCCGGGCACCAAGAGGCGUCCUAAGCUCACGCUGAAAGAGAAAUGGUGCAUCCUCAAGGAGGCAACCAGGCUCUACGGGGCUUCCUGGGUCAGGGACAUCGGUCCCGAGCUCAGGCCAAAUGAUUACAAGAAGGUCAAAGAGGAGUCUGACCAUAACAGCAGCAAGGCCAAGGAGGGGAAAACUACGAGCGAGCCUAGUCUGCUUGAGGAUCUCGCAGUGGCAGCAAAGGGCGGGGCGGAGACGCUGAAGCCUGCGCUGCGGCGCAUAUACAUGACCCGCGCGUCUACCUACACGAGUGCGGUGAAGAACUAUGUGGAGACCUAUCAGGAAGGGCUGAAGGAUGUCUUGGAUGAGAAAGUUGCUGGGAAGGAUCACCAGCAAGGCAAUGAGCCAAGGGGACCAUCGACGCCGCCUCCAUCACCGCCCCCGCCAUCAUCGUCAUGA